Molecule: messenger RNA, 3918 nt
Organism: Schizophyllum commune H4-8
Lineage: Eukaryota; Fungi; Basidiomycota; Agaricomycetes; Agaricales; Schizophyllaceae
Product: glycoside hydrolase family 38 protein
Exons: 26
Coding region: 87-3728 (1213 amino acids)
Biological process (GO): mannose metabolic process; oligosaccharide catabolic process
Cellular component (GO): fungal-type vacuole membrane
Molecular function (GO): alpha-mannosidase activity; carbohydrate binding
Source: RefSeq, a predicted model, not a curated record
UGACGUCACGGCGACGGCGACCUCGCGCUCGACGACGACCACACGAGGACCAUAACGAGCAGCACAGCGCAGACAUCGGGCUGCUCAUGACGACAACUGCACCCACUGCCAACUACCCGUCCCUGUCGCUGGACGCGGGGGCGAAAUGGAUCAAGAAUCUGACGCAAAACCGCCUCGAUUACUUCACCGGCGGACACUACGCCUCCCACAACCUCUCCAGCGCGCUCUACAAGGCGAACCGCGACGACGUCGUGCGCAUCAAGGUCUGGCACGCACCCGGACUCACCAAGCCGUCGUACGCCGAGGCGCUCGCCCACAUCGCCGACUUUGAGCCCGCGCAGAAGGGCAUACGCCUUGGUCCCAGCUGGAGCAACCACUGGUUCACCGUCGACAUCGCGCUUCCCGCCGAGUGGCGCGAUGAGGAGCGCGUGCAGCUCGAGUUUGACCCUGGCUGCGAGGCGAUGAUCUUCGCCGCGGAGGGCGACGUGCGCGGGAUCCCCGCGGGCACACCGCUGCAGGGCAUCACCGGCGGCGGCGAGGGCGCGCGACGCGUCGACUACAUCAUCCCAAAGGCCGCCUGGGACAAGGGGACGCACUCCGUCGUCGUCGAAGUGACGUGCAACGGCAUGUUUGGCGUACCGUGGAACGGCGACACGAUCGAGCCGCCCGACAUGAAUCGCUACUUCUCGCUUGCGAGCGCAGACCUGGUCGUUCCCAACGAAGACGCUUGGAGGUUGAUGUGGGACUUUGAGGCUCUGAAGCAGCUCUCCCAGACGCUCCCGGGCAACACUACGGCGCAGAAUGACGCGCUCUCUGCAGCUAAUGCAAUCAUCAAUAUCUUUGACCGUGCUCGGAUGGGUACACGUGAGGAAGUGGCCAAAGUCAUCGCCGAGGGCCGUGCGCUUGCCCGCAAGGCAAUGUUUGGCGGUAUCAAUGUAGAUGAUCCCAAGGAUGUGUAUCCCGACCUCGGCAAGCCGUCUGCCGGACCCACCCCUCCUGGUUCCGUAUGGGCCAUGGGCAACUGCCAUAUCGACACUGCAUGGCUCUGGCCAUACUCGGCGACUCAGCAGAAGGUCGCGAGGAGCUGGUCUACCCAGAUUGACCUCGCGAAGCGCUACCCCGAGCAUCGCUUCGUGGCCAGUCAGGCCCAGCAAUGGAAGUGGUGCGAGAAGCUGUAUCCAACACUGUUCGAGCGCAUCAAGGACGCAGUGAAGGAGGGGUCCUUCCUCCCCAUCGGAGGCGCCUGGGUUGAACACGACGGCAACAUGCCGAGCGGCGAGGCACUCGUGCGGCAGGUUGUACUGGGGCAGAGAUACUUCAAGUCUCGUCUGGGCUUCUACUGCGAGACGGGAUGGCUUCCGGAUACGUUCGGCUUGACGGGGCAGUUGCCGCAGAUUCUGCGGAGCGCCGGCAUGAAGUGGUUCUUCACGCAGAAGUUGAGCUGGAACAAUAUCAAUACGUUCCCGCACACAACGUUCAACUGGGCGGGUAUCGAUGGAACGCAGGUGCUGUGCCAUAUGACACCGGUCGACACUUACACCGCGCAAGCGACGCUCGGUGACGUGAACAAGGGGAUCCGGAAUCAUAAGAAUAUCGAAUCUUCGAAUCAAUCUUUGCUAGCUUUCGGCAACGGCGAUGGAGGUGGAGGGCCAUUGAACAAGAUGUUGGAGAACUUGCGCCGCAUCAACGCGCUUGCGCGUACUCACAGGGACGUGCCGCAGCUUGUCACGGGCCGCACGGUCGACGAGUUCUUCCGCGAGCUUGCGGAUCAGAGCAAGGGCUCAGUAUACGUGGGAGGGAGUAGGUUUGGCGAAGGUGGACUCCCCACCGAGGGAACAGUCGCUGGCGCGAAGCUGCCGACGUGGCUCGGAGAGCUGUACUUGGAGUUCCACCGCGGUACAUACACGAGCCAUGCGAGCAUUAAGAAAGGUAACCGUCACUCGGAGGUACUCAUGCGAGAUGUCGAGUUCUUCGCUACGCUCGCCUCGCUCAAAGCUCUGGCCUCGGGUCAAAGUUCGUACGCGUACCCGAAGGAGACGCUCGAUACCUCAUGGGAAAAGGUGCUGCUGAACCAGUUCCACGACGUGCUGCCUGGGUCUGCGAUCGGUAUGGUCUACGAUGACGCCGAGAAGCUCUAUGCGGAGGUCACCUCGGACGGCAAGCAUAUGCUGGAGGAUGCACUCUCGGUGCUUCUUCCUGGGUCCAAAGCUGCCGGCGGUGGCAUUGGCGGCAUCGGCGCCGCUGAGGCCGAGUUCAAGGGCCGUGGCUCCCUCGUCGCGCUCAACACGACACCUUUCCCGCGUCGCGAAGUCAUCCGCGUGCCUGCUGGGCUCGGCUCGCAGCGCGCCACGGAAGAGGACGAGGCGAAGGACGGCUAUUCGCCCAAGUACGUCUCGGAUGAGUUCACGCUGGUCGAUGUACCGGCCAGUGGGGCAUCGCUCGUUGGUGCUGCGCCGAGGUUGGAGAGGAUCAUGCCGGCGAGUGUGUAUAGCAACGGGAAGGACCAUUUCGUGCUCCGCAACGAGAGCGUCCAGUUGACCAUCGCGGAGGGCCGCAUUACGAGCCUGGUGGAUGUUCAGCUUGGUCGUGAGCUCAUAGCAGCUGGUGCUACCGGUGGUCUCGUCAUGUUCGACGACAGGCCAAAUUACUGGGAUGCUUGGGAUGUUGAGAUUCACCAUCUCGAGGCGCCGAUCCCGCUGAAGUUCCAGAACGUGCGGGUCACAUCGCGCGGACCUAUCCGCGCGGCGGUUGUUGCUACUACCAAGUACGGCGAUAGUGAAAUCGAGGUCGAAAUAUCCUUGGACGCCGUUCCUGCGACUACGAAGGCGGACUCACGGUCCUUCUUCCGCUUUGAUGCGCGUGUGGACUGGCGGCAAAGGCAUGAGUUCCUCAAAUUCGAGCUGCCGCUCACCAUUCGAAGCGACGUGGCAACUUAUGAGACACAGUUCGGCUUCGUCCAGCGCCCGACGCACAAGAACACGACAUGGGAGAUGGCGAAGUUUGAAGUCUGCGGUCAUAAAUACGCCGACUUGAGCGAAUUCGGCUAUGGUGUUGCGAUUCUCUCAGAGUCCAAGUACGGGUUCUCUUGCCUUGGCUCUUUGAUGCGUAUCUCUCUGCUGCGUUCGCCUACGGCUCCGGAUGCGGAGCAGGAUCAAGGCAAACAUGCAUUUUCGUUCGCGGUCAUGCCCCACAAGGGUCACUUCAUCCAGUCGGACGUGCCGCAAGCCGGAUUUUUGUUCAACUCUCCCCUUUACCUGCGUCAUGUCGGUCCAAACAACGAUCUGUCCGCCCUCAAAUCCGCGGCCUCCCCCUUCGUCGUGGAACAAGCGCCCAACGUCUUCCUCGAGACCGUCAAGCGUGGCGAGGACGAUGCGUUCAAGGACUUCGCCAAGGGCCCCACCACCGUCAUCCUCCGCUUGUACGAGGCGUUCGGCGGCCAUGCAUCUGCUGUGCUCCGCAUCGCAGAUGCGCUUCCGGUCUCGGCGGCUUUCGAGACGAACGCGCUGGAGGAAGAAGUACACAAGGAGUCGCGCCACCUGGACUUCGUGCGCGGAGGGAAGGGUGGCUUGGAGUUGAAGCUCUCCUUCCGUGGCUUCGAGUUCAAGACGGUGAAGUUAGUGCUGGAGGGGACGAGCUUUGCAAAGCCGACGGAGCGGCCAGCGUCGAGCCCCAAGCGUGAGAGCUGGAUCGCCGUUGAGAAGUUUGGUAUCCCUGCCGCGCAUCAUUAAACAUGCCGGGAGUCGUCGGAGUGCGAAAUCAUGGUCAAUUCUGUCGAAGCAUCGAAGUAACAUGUACUUUCUGGUCGAACACAAUAUGCAUAUGUGGCAGGUCAUUCGUGAUCGAGGCAGAUUGUGGGCUGUGUAUCGCAUUGUCUAUCGACCGAUCAAAACCGUGACAGGGCCCUGCCGUACUGACGUG